ACCAUUUGCAUAUGGCUUAACGCUGCGCAUAUAAAAAAUCAAGUGAAGCUGAGCUUUGACGACCCCGACGGUUCAUUCGGCCUCUUCUCCCAUUCAUUUUGCAGCUUUACUCCCAUCCGUAAUCGGUUCUUUUACUGUUCUUGAUACGUAUCGAAUUCGUCGUUUAUGUGACGGAAGAAUGGCUUAUUAGUGCACACAAGAUGUAUUAAAUAGUGUUCCUAUCGUUGAAUACUGGGUUCUGAAGAUCACGCAGUUUUGACAUGGAUAUAACUUGCGGCUUACCGCAGUCGAGAAUAUUAGAUGGAGGGAUCAGUUACAAACAAAAUUAUAAUCUCGGUUCUUGCAUGACAUUCACAAGAUGUUUUGGUUGUGCCUUCCUUGGCAACUCGAGUACUGUUUUGAAAGCGCGGUUUAGUGGGAUAAACAAAACUAGUAGCACUGCUUUUCGCAAUGCUAGCUUGGUUUCCGUGGGAGAGUUCAAAGUUUCAAAUAUGAAGAGAACCUGGAGUAGUAAGAGAAGUGAUUUUUUAAUCGGAUCCAAAGCAAUUUGGGUUAAGUGUCAGGGUAAUGAUUCUUUGGCUUAUGUUAAUGGUAAUGGUCGUAAUGUAGAUUGUGUGAAAGGUUCCGGUGAGGAAUUGGGAUUAGGGCCUACUUCUAGUGCUGAACUAACUGUAUCAGUGGAAGAGGAAGAAGGGGUAAAUGAAGUAGAAGAAGACACGCAUAGUGUGGACGAACUGAAAGAAAUAUUGCAAAAGGCCUUGAAGGACUUAGAAGUUGCAAGAGUAAAUAGUGCCAUGUUCGAGGAGAAGGUUAAAAAAAUUUCAGAGACUGCAAUAUCUUUGCAGGAUGAAGCAUCAAAUGCUUUCAACAAUGUUAAUUUUACUCUUGAUGCUAUCCAAGAAGUUGAGACUGAAGAAUGUCUGGCGAAAGAAGCUGUUCAAAAAGCAAUGAUGGCUCUUUCGUUGGCUGAGGCGAGGCUACAAGUGGCCAUAGAAUCUAUGGAGGUUGCAAAAGAAGAGCAUGAUUCUCCACAUGGUUCUAAUGAGAGUGACGAGGACAAUGACUUAACAGAGGAGGAGAAAACACUUUUGGCUGCUCAGGAAGAUGUCAAGGAGUGCCAGACAAAUUUUGCAAAUUGUGAAGCAGCAUUGAGACACUGGCAGAAUAGAAAGGAGGAAUUGCAGAAGGAAGUGGAGAAGUUGAACGAACUUGCUGAAAAGGCACAGCUGAAUGCAUCAAAAGCAGAGGAUGAUGUCACAAAUAUAAUGCUUUUGGCAGAGCAAGCUGUUGCCUUUGAACUUGACGCUACUCAACGAGUAAAUGAUGCUGAGAUUGCCUUACAGCGAGCAGAAAAAUCCGUUUCAAGUCCUGAUGUUGAUACCACUGAAACCAUACAAGUACAAGAUUCUGAGGGUGUUCCUGAGGAGGAGAAAGCGGUUCAAAAUUUUUCUGGUGAUUUCAUUGCUGAAGGGGAUGGAGAUUUGCCAAUUGAUGAUGAAUCCUUGCUUCAGAAGCGAUCACGAGAUACACUAACUGAUAAAAACAGCCAAAGUUUGGUGGAGUCAGCUCACUCUGAUUACCUGAGUGAUCAUGAGAAUGGACAGUUAAGCUUAGAAUCUUCUGUGGAAGCUGAAGCAGAAGUAGAGAAAUUGAAGAAUGCUGUUCAGACAAAAAAACAGGACACGCCGAAAGAUUUUACUAGAGAUAGCUCACCUUUUGCUCCCAAAGGAUUAUUAAAGAAGUCAUCCCGUUUCUUUUCUGCAUCAUUCUUCUCUUUUUCUGAAGAUGGAACUGAGUUCACACCAGCAUCAGUUUUCCAAGGUUUUGUAGAAUCUGUACAGAAGCAGUUACCUAAGGUGGUUCUUGGGUUAUUGUUAAUGGGAGCAGGGGUUGCCUUUUAUGCCAAUCGAGCAGAGAGGAGCUCUCAGCUCUUUCAGCAGCCAGAAGUCGUUGGAAGCAGUGUUGAAGAAGUUUCCUCAAGUGCAAAGCCUGUGGUCAGACAACUUCAAAAGCUUCCCAAGAGAAUUAAGAAAAUUAUUGCAUCAUUACCUCAACAAGAGGUGAAUGAGGAGGAGGCCUCUCUAUUGGACAUGCUAUGGUUAUUGUUGGCAAGUGUUAUAUUUGUGCCUAUAUUUCAAAAGAUUCCUGGAGGGAGUCCUGUUCUUGGCUACUUGGCUGCUGGUAUCUUGAUUGGGCCUUAUGGUCUCUCCAUCAUCCGUCACGUUCAUGGGACAAAAGCAAUAGCUGAAUUUGGAGUUGUCUUCUUAUUAUUCAAUAUUGGCCUGGAGCUCUCUGUUGAAAGGCUGAGUUCAAUGAAGAAAUAUGUCUUUGGGUUAGGCUCUGCUCAGGUGUUAGUGACUGCUGUAGCUGUUGGCUUGGUGGCUCAUUUUGUUUGUGGUCUCCCUGGCCCUGCUUCAAUUGUUAUUGGGAAUGGUCUGGCAUUAUCAUCCACUGCUGUUGUUCUGCAAGUACUGCAGGAGAGGGGUGAGAGCACAUCUCGGCAUGGUCGAGCUACUUUUUCUGUUUUACUUUUUCAGGAUUUGGCUGUUGUGGUCUUGCUAAUACUCAUCCCUCUUAUUUCACCAAAUUCUUCCAAAGGAGGGGUUGGUUUCCAAGCUAUUGCUGAAGCUCUUGGACUGGCUGCUGUCAAGGCAGCAGUGGCCAUCACUGCUAUAAUUGCCGGCGGACGAUUGCUCCUUCGACCAAUAUAUAGGCAGAUUGCUGAAAAUCAGAAUGCAGAAAUAUUUUCAGCCAAUACGCUCCUUGUUAUUCUUGGGACUAGUCUUCUUACUGCUAGGGCUGGACUUUCCAUGGCACUUGGGGCGUUUCUGGCUGGUUUACUUCUUGCAGAAACUGAAUUUUCCUUACAGGUUGAAUCUGAUAUUGCUCCAUAUCGUGGUCUUCUAUUGGGGCUUUUCUUUAUGACGGUUGGAAUGUCAAUUGAUCCAAAACUCCUUGUGUCAAACUUUCCAGUCAUCACAGGGACACUUGGACUCUUAAUUUGUGGCAAGACUAUAUUGGUUUCUUUGAUUGGAAGAAGCUUUGGGAUUUCGCUCAUUUCUGCCAUUAGAGUUGGUCUCCUUCUUGCUCCUGGAGGGGAAUUUGCGUUUGUGGCUUUUGGCGAAGCUGUUAAUCAGGGUAUAAUGUCUUCCCAACUUUCAUCUUUGCUGUUUCUUGUUGUGGGAAUCUCUAUGGCUCUUACACCAUGGUUAGCUGCUGGCGGCCAGCUUAUUGCUUCCCGUUUUGAGCUGCAUGAUGUUCGAAGCUUAUUACCUGUAGAAAGUGAGACGGAUGAUUUGCAAGAUCACAUCAUUAUUUGUGGAUUUGGACGAGUUGGCCAGAUCAUUGCUCAACUUCUUUCUGAGCGACUGAUCCCUUUUGUUGCUCUAGACGUGAGAAGUGAUAGAGUGGCAGUUGGUCGUGCUCUGGAUCUCCCUGUAUACUUUGGAGAUGCCGGUAGUCGUGAGGUCCUACACAAGAUUGGGGCUGAAAGAGCGUGUGCUGCAGCAGUAACUCUAGAUUCUCCUGGUGCAAAUUAUCGAACAGUUUGGGCUCUGAGCAAAUACUUCCCAAAUAUAAAGACUUUCGUUCGAGCUCAUGAUGUUGAUCAUGGCUUGAAUUUAGAAAAGGCUGGAGCUACUGCUGUUGUACCGGAGACCCUGGAACCAAGUCUUCAGCUAGCAGCUGCUGUACUUGCUCAGGCUAAACUUCCCACGUCAGAGAUUGCAUCAGCUAUAAAUGAAUUCAGAUCCCGGCAUCUAGCUGAGCUUGCUGAGCUGUGUGAAACAAGUGGCAGUUCUCUUGGCUAUGGAUUUAACCGAAUAGCGAGCAAAUCCAAAUCUCAAUCCUUAGAUUCAUUGGAGGACAACCAAAUCUCCGAAGGGACAUUGGCAAUAUGAAGAUUGCCUCUUUGAUAGAAUUUUUUUUUUUUUUUUAAAAGGAUAGGAAAAGGAAAAUAAUUGUGAAAACUAGUUGACUAGGAAUUCCAUCAAAUGUGUACAGAAAUACAUCUGCAUAUAAAAUUCUGAAGUGUUCUUGUUUUUUUUUUUUUUGGUCAUUUACAUUGUUAGAAAAAUUUUGGCUCUCCUUACCUAGAAGGGCAUAACUGUUGAUGUACUGUUGGUAUGUAAAUUUUUUCGCCUUUUCCUA
Neltuma alba is the source of this 4149-nucleotide messenger RNA. Its product is annotated as K(+) efflux antiporter 2, chloroplastic. The coding region runs from base 261 to 3899 and encodes 1212 amino acids. Gene Ontology annotation, molecular function: potassium:proton antiporter activity. Gene Ontology annotation, biological process: potassium ion transport; proton transmembrane transport. Gene Ontology annotation, cellular component: chloroplast; membrane. The transcript has 21 exons. NCBI's taxonomy places the organism in Eukaryota, Viridiplantae, Streptophyta, Magnoliopsida, Fabales, Fabaceae. The record is from RefSeq and is a predicted model, not a curated record.